AUGGUGGGGGCGCAAGGGUUCACGACAGGGGCGUUGGUCGGUGAUGAUAGCUGGCGGGACUGGUUCAUGCACCGGAUGGAACCGCUAAACCGAGGCGAGAACCGAAACGUGAAAAGGCUGAAACUCGUUCGGCCGAGAGGGUUGCCGGAUUUUGGAAAACUUGAAGACGUGCCAACCGGGACCGCUGCUAAGGUGGUGUACGGGUCUGUGGAGAAGAUAUCGCGCAAGCGCGGCAUGCCUGUGUAUACAGUGAGGUGGGAAGACGGGCUUUUGCAGCUCAAUGUCCCCAAGAAGUACAUGCGCCAGGUAGUCGCCGAAGAUGACGCAAGCGCGGGAAAGGGCGUCCCGCUUACCGCCGAGGUCGUGGAACACCUGACGUGGAUCGGAAAAACGGUGGGGCCUGUGCUGGAUGAGGUCAGGAAGGCUAUUCAUCUUACUCAUCUGGCAAAGGUAACGGUGGCCGGGGACACCCGGUCCCGAGACGUCCUAGAACUAGCCUUGCUAUCGCUCGUCGAGUGCCUGCCGUCGAUCGACUUCGCGGAAGUGUGGCAGUUGGACAACGACGGCAGUAUUCGCUGCGUCCAGGGCCUGAUCGCCACGGCAGGCGAAGGAGGUCGAAAGUACUAUCGUUCCAACGAGCGCGUCGACAGCCUCCUGCAUGAUGAGGAUGCCGAAGAGUUCAGCUUGAAGAUGGAGCCCGAGCCUAUCCCGGACGCCGCUAUCAGGGGCACGGGAGCCGAAACCACACCGCCAAAGACGAACAGUUACGGAAAACGGGAGAAGAGAAAACACAGGGCAGCCGCGCCCAACCACGCCGUGCACAUUCCGAAGGGCCUCGUCAUUCGGCCGAAGAUGACGUGCGGGGUACUAGCAGCAGCGCCGUUUCGCGACUAUAGUUUCAAGGUGGGAAGAUCCUGGAUCGGUGCAGAUAGGCUAGCGCGCGGCUUUGCGCUUGUCCUUCGGACUAGGGUGCCAAACAAUGGGCGCGCGAACGGUGCGGUGGGAAAAGACGGCGGCAAGGCCGAGGGCCGAGCAAGUGACGAUACUAGAUCCCCUGAACGGAGCGGUGGCUGGAGUAAAGCCGGAGGUCCGGCCGCAACAAUUACACAGCAUGAUGGACUUCCAAUCAGCAGCAGAAAUGGUAGUGUCGAAGAUGGUGCCUUCGCAGCCCGCGUUGCCAGCGAAGUAGGCGUUGCGCUGGCCUGCGUGCGAGGUAGAGAACGACGAGCGGCGAUUCGGGCGCAGGCGCUCAAGAAACUAUCGAAUGUGUGCCUGAACGGCAAGCCUUCCGGAAACGAGGCGAAGGAAGCCGUCCUGACCGAGAUUUCCAAGGUGCUCCCGGGAUGCCGCGCGUACGUCGGUGUGCUUCAAUCGGGUGGACACGCCUUGCUCUACGAGGCGGCCACCCCCAAUAGCGCGAUGAAGGGGAGAGAGCUGCGUCGGGGCGAAGGUGUCAGCCUAAGCUGCCUGGAUGACCCCGGUGGAGAGAUCCGUGUGAUACAGCACCGCGAAGGCAUCGCGUCCAGGAUGGACACGGGCGCCCCAGAGCCAGUCAGCCUCCAGGAAGCCGCGAAGGAAGGCGGGCCGAAGCCGCCGAACUUUCGCGUGGGUGACGUUGUUGAGGUGUGGUAUGCCUCUUCGUGGCUCCCCGCAACGGUCGUGCGGGCAUGGGGGCACCAGUGCUACGACGUGAGGUACGAGCAGUUCAGGGACACGGAGGCGGGAGUACCGGGGUGGCGGAUGCGAGAAGUGAUUACCCUGGAACACCUCGACGUGAAGCUUUGCUGGGAAGGGUCAUCGGAACAGGAUGGGAGCCACGAUGUAGACGAAGACCGCCAUGCCAGUGAUCGAAGCAGCAAGGCGUGGCCGUGGCCGUUCGUGUGCGCACCCCUACGAAGCUCGGGGAACCGGGUCGGGGUGCUGGGGGUAGACGGGUGGAGUGACGUGGAGCUGGGGCGACCAGACGAGGUUCACCCGGAUAAAUCGGUGGUGAAGUUUAUACGCGAAGCCGCAAACUUGCUCGCCGGCGCCCUCUACACAGAGCGGCGAAACAGAGGCCUAUCUGCACUGGGGAAGGCACUCAGAGAGCAAGAUACAACACAGAAUGGCGCGCUGGAGGCACUCCUUGUACUGCUGCGAGAGACGAUCACAUUUCGCACGCGAAUAGACGUGCUCGAGACUCGUGCUUCUGACCCAGGAGCCGUGUACUGCCGUGGGACGUGGCAGCAGAGCUCCUCCGAGAAAGAAAGGGGGUCGGGGAUAGGGCAGCGGGACCCAGGGCCACAAGCCCCGGCGCGCGUGUUCGAUGUAGGCGUUGCCCCUCGUGUGGAGGAGCUGUGCCUCACACCCGCUCAAUACGUGCGGUUGAGCAAUCAUGAUAACCGGGGUGGCGGGGGACCCUUGUCUCUUCAUGAACAGACUCAGCAGUCCCUUCUCCUGAAGGAGAUCACCCCCUACCAAAAGGAAAUGCAUUGCAUCGCGAGAGACGGCUUGGGCGCAACAAGCGGCCUGCAAGCCAAAGCGCUUACCACACCCGGUCGACGAGGAGAAAUUGUUGGUCGAUUCCAACGUCUGUUAGUUCGAGCCGAGGGAGGCCGGCCGUCCGCCGACGGCUGGUACUUCAUUCGAGUGGCUCGGGCCCUGCCAGAACACAUAUCACUAGAGUCAUUCGACACGACAAAGAAGAUCAAAUCGACACUGAAAGCUACCAAGGCGCGAGGAGUAUCUGCUGCCAACAAUCCGGCCGUAAGCACCGAGGACGGUGACAUAUGGCUGCUGUCCGAGAUGUGCCGUAAACUUGAGAUUGGAUUUAUGGCCAUCGCGAGUCGAGAACAACGUGCCCUGGUCCGCGUAAAGGCUAUGGAUAGGGUGCUAAACUGUUGCAAAGGUUUCAAGGUCGCUGCUGCUGCGGCGCCGUCACUGACGGCCUCCAAGAAUUCAGUCGCUGAUGACCACUCGAGGGACAGGGCGGCAAGAACUAAUGCAUCGUCAACGAUAGUCCGUACGAGUGGAGGUAGCAAACCAGCAACAGGCGCCCUCGAUGGGCCAGGCACUACGAGGGGAGCCCUGGCAACGGUAGACACACCAAAAGAUAAGACGGGGCAAAGGGUUUCAAAACGGAGUAGAAAACCAGGCACAAGCGACAAAAAGGACGUUGACAGCCCUGCGUCGGCUACUCUUGCGACAGCGACGGAGGAGACGGGGGAUUCAUCAAGCCCCAGGGUAUCUGCUGCUGUGGCGGUGGCGACCGGAGACGAGACAAAGACGAGCAAGAGGGCCACCCAACACCUGAUGUUUUCGACACCAGUGCAGGCGGCAACCCCAGCCGAGACCGUCGACGGGCGGAAAGGAGCGCUGGUCACGCUGAAGGAUGGCAGGCUUGCGGUCCUAGUUCACCAGGGAGACAAGAGGGUGGCGGUGGUCGAGCAGCCAGGAGGGCGGCAACAUACUUUGCCGGAGAGUGAGGCAAGUCGAACAAUGCUAAAAAUGUGGUCUGCUUGUCUAACACGGUGGUCGAGCGUCUUCAAAGAAAGCACAACCUCGAUGUAUCUACGUGGCGGAUUGUUUCCAUCAAUGUCAGCUUCGGCGGUGGUUGCGCCGACAAAGUGGGUGGUUCCAGGACAAACGGUAUUCCUGCAAAGCGGCCGAGAAGCUCUGCUGGUAGAAACCACCGACAAUUCGAAUGCUCUGUUGGUAGUCAGCACGAGUGGGACCGCAAACGUUGUGGAAGAAACUGGCAAAGGGAAACUUUCAAAGCUGCCGUUGUCGGUGCUCAAGGAUCUGGACGCCGUCGCUGCUCUCGCAGUAGGAGAAAGGCCGCCGGGGGCAAUUCACCGAGCGGAGCUGAUCAGACAGGUGGGAGGGCGACUGACUGCCCACCCCGAAAAACGUACGCUUCGCUUCGAGUCUUGGCCACAGAGUAUCAUGAUCAACGCGCGUAAGACCGCGAGUUCUCCCCAAUUCCCUCUCUUCUCAGCCGGUGCUUCGCCCGGCAAUACCUCUAUCCAAACGUUCUUGCUGUAUUUUGAGUUCCUUAAAGCAGGAAUAUCGCAAAACCUUUCUUCGCCCUUUGUUGCCUCAUCACACCCCCCCGGUAAAAACACCGACGACGACGACGGGCACAACAAGGUCAUCGCCUCCACGCAGUGGGUGAUGCCCCAGGUGGACAUUUACGUCGGCGAGCUAUCGCCGUUCGGGAGCUCGGUUAGGUUCGCGACAGCCAGCUCGCGCUCCAACGCUUCGGGUCGAUUCAUUUACAGGCAUUCCAAGCCCAACGGAGGCCCGACGUUCGGCGUAGUGGAGGACUCCGGUGCAGAAGACGAUUCUCAGGACGUCGAAAAGGACGAAGUGCAGAGCCCAUCGUGGGACGUCAUCGACAACUGCACGACGGCGGUCAUCCCCGGCGUCUACAGCCAAGAGUCCAGCCGCUUGCAUUUUUUCUCAGACCCGAUGCAGCAGGGUUGGCCAUGGGUAGCAGUCCCGAUUCGACCAAGUACCUCGAGCCGGGCAGUUCGCGGAGUCUUUUGCGUCGACAGGUUCGAGGACCCCUGGGCAGACGAGGAAACGGUCACGUGGCACCCAGAGAAGGACGUCCUUGCCUUCCUGGAAACUUGCGCUUCGGAGUUGGGCCUCGCCCUCGACCGGGAGGCUAAGAGUCGCUCACUUCGGAGGCUCCGCUCCAUUACGUUGGACGAAGACGCAGCGGUAGCGACAGCGCCAUCACGGCCUGGAUCUUCUUCGCCUCCUGCAGCAGGGAAGACGCCCGGUGGGGGCGUACGAAAACACGGGGCCGCGAAACGAGCCGGAGGCGAGAAGAGCCGAGAUGAAAGCGCUAGUGUUUCGUCCGCCCAAGACGUGUACGCGGCCGUUGCGACCUCCAUGUCCCAGGCUCUUGUCCAUUGCACGCGCUUCGAGGUGUGCUGCUAA
Molecule: messenger RNA, 4926 nt
Organism: Ectocarpus sp. CCAP 1310/34
Lineage: Eukaryota; Phaeophyceae; Ectocarpales; Ectocarpaceae
Source: the annotation of a GenBank genome assembly